Messenger RNA from Neltuma alba, 2085 nucleotides. RefSeq names its product sulfoquinovosyl transferase SQD2-like. Gene Ontology annotation, cellular component: chloroplast envelope. The transcript has 12 exons. Lineage: Eukaryota; Viridiplantae; Streptophyta; Magnoliopsida; Fabales; Fabaceae. The record is from RefSeq and is a predicted model, not a curated record. The coding region runs from base 275 to 1606 and encodes 443 amino acids. Gene Ontology annotation, molecular function: UDP-sulfoquinovose:DAG sulfoquinovosyltransferase activity. Gene Ontology annotation, biological process: sulfolipid biosynthetic process; glycolipid biosynthetic process.
AUAUAUUUUAAUUUCACUCGCUUACUUAUACGAUCAUGAGUGCUGCUCCUCUCUCUAUAAAACCCUCUCUCUCUUCUUUUCUCUCCCUUUAGCGUCUGCUUCAUUGUCCCCUUCCACAUCUUGCUUAUUCCCAUUACAAGGUAUUAUAUUUCAACAUCCUCGCUCGGUGGGAGCAAAGCCCAGUAAUCUUUACUACAGAAGGGUGCGAUUCUGCCCUUUGUUGAGGUCAAAGAGCGUGAAGGGUAGGAAAAGUUUUGCUCUUGAAUCUGGCAGGAUGACCAUUGCGGAGGCUGAUUUACAUGAGGAGGAAGAGGAAGGGCCUCCUGCUUUGCUUGACAUUGAGAGUAUCUCGACGCCUCGUCGAAUUGCCCUCUUUGUUGAGCCUUCUCCCUUUGCAUAUGUCUCUGGAUACAAAAACCGGUAUCAGAAUUUCAUUAAAUACCUCCGUGAAAUGGGAGACGAGGUACUGGUUGUGACCACCCAUGAAGGAGCCCCCGAAGAAUUUUAUGGUGCCAAAAUUAUUGGAUCUCGGAGCUUCCCCUUUCCUUGGUAUCAGAAGGUACCACUCUCCUUGGCACUUAGUCCCAGAAUAAUUUCAGAGGUUGCCCGGUUCAAGCCUGACAUAAUACAUGCCUCAUCACCAGGCAUAAUGGUUUUUGGUGCUCUUGCCAUUGCUAAACUUUUGUCUGUUCCUAUUCUUAUGUCCUAUCAUACUCAUGUACCUGUAUACAUUCCACGAUACACAUUUAGUUGGCUGGUCAAACCCAUGUGGAUGAUCUUGAAAUUUCUUCAUCGAGCAGCUGAUCUGACGCUGGUGCCAUCAGCUGCCAUUGGAAAAGAUCUUGAAAAAUUUCAAGUAACAGCAGCUAAUAGGAUUCGUGUGUGGAGCAAGGGUGUUGACUCUGAAAGUUUCCAUCCGAAAUUCCGUUCACAUGAAAUGCGACUAAGAUUGAGUAAUGGGGAACCUGAAAAGCCCUUGAUAGUACAUGUUGGGCGACUUGGAGUUGAAAAGAGUUUGGAUUUUCUCAAAAGCCUUAUGGACAGGCUUCCUGAAGCACGCAUUGCUUUUAUUGGGGAUGGGCCAUACAGGGAGGAGCUGGAAAAAAUGUUCGAAGGGAUGCCAGCAGUAUUCACAGGAAUGUUAGGAGGGGAAGAACUCUCUCAAGCAUAUGCCAGUGGUGAUGUUUUUGCCAUGCCUUCAGAAUCUGAGACACUUGGGCUUGUUGUUUUGGAGGCCAUGUCUUCUGGGAUUCCUGUGGUGGGAGCACGAGCCGGUGGCGUUCCUGACAUAAUUCCUCCAGAUCAAGAUGGAAGGAUAGGCUAUCUCUACAAUCCGGGUGAUAUUGAAGACUGUUUAAGCAAAUUAAAGCCUCUGUUGCAUGACAGAGAGUUGAGAGAAACCAUGGGCACAGCCGCACGACAGGAAAUGGAAAAGUUCGACUGGAGGGCAGCCACGAGAAAGAUUCGCAAUGAAAAUUACAAUGCUGCCAUUUGGUACUGGCGCAAGAAACAAGCUCAAUUGUUAAGACCCUUACAAUGGUUGGCUAAAUGUAUUUUCCCAGACCCGGACUACAGGGCAAUUACACAAGGUGCGAAGAACAGUUAGCAAGGAAAUGAAUUCAUGUUCAGAAGCACAGAACCUGCACGCUGGUGAUGAAGAAGUGGAUGAUGAAAGAGAAGGCUUUGAUUGGUAAAUCUUCAACCUUCUGGGAAAUAAACUGGAGGUGUCAUUUUGAAGGAGCCUGGCUAAAAUAUUGGGUAAUCGUUUAAAGUAGUGGGUCAUAGACUCUUGAGAAAAAUAGGAGGAAAAAAAAGUUCAGUGUGGAUCUGUUGAUUUAUUGGAAUCGUGCUUCUCAGUACUUGCGUACAUGGUUAUUGUGUGAUGGCAAAGAUCACAACUUGGUUUAAUUGUAUCCUGUGCAUUGCUUAGGGGUUAAUCAUAGCUGCGUCUCUAAUUUUCGUUGGUUAAGCUUUAGUAGGUCUAUUUAUGUCUCUGAUGGGGACUAUAAGAUGGUACAACUGUAUAGGUUCUCUAAUUUUACAUUGAGUGAGUUCAUUUAUGAAAUACUUGGGUUAUUUGUUCGU